AUGCCUGCGCCUACAGCCCUUCAGCGGCGGCCAGAGGAACUUAUACAAGACAUUGCAGAGACGGUACCUCUACCAGAAGAUGACGACCUGCUCAUAACAACAAACUCGUUCACUUCGCUCCCCACCGAGAACCCUACUUCACCAUCAUCAAAUCCCUUACCAUCCGCCAACCCGCCCACAACCGACACAGAAAUGACCACCAUCGACCCAGAAGGCCGACCCCUCUUCCCCGCCUCCACCGACACCCCAACCAUCCACCGGAUCCAACAACGCAAAAUCCCCAUCCCACCGCACCGCAUGACACCGCUCAGAUCCUCCUGGCCCAAGAUCUACCCACCCCUAGUCGAGCACCUGAACCUGCAAGUACGCAUGAACACCAAAUCGCGCGCCGUCGAGCUCCGUACCUCGCGACACACCACGCACGCCGACGCGCUGCAAAAAGGCGAAGACUUCCUCAAAGCCUUCACCCUCGGCUUCGACGUCGACGACGCCAUCGCCCUGCUCCGUCUCGACGAUCUCUACAUCGAGACCUUUGAGAUCAAGGAUGUCAAAACGCUUCAGGGCGAGCACCUAGGGAGGGCGAUUGGCCGCAUAGCGGGCAAGGACGGAAAGACCAAGUUUGCGAUCGAGAAUACGUCGCGCACGCGGGUGGUGUUGGCGGAUAGUAAGAUUCAUAUUCUGGGUGGGUUUGGGAAUAUCAGGAUUGCGAGGGAGGCGAUUGUUAGUUUGAUUUUGGGGAAGCCACCUGGGAAGGUGUACGGCAAUUUAAGGGGAGUGGCCGGGAGGAUGAAGGAGAGAUUUUAA
Endocarpon pusillum Z07020 is the source of this 804-nucleotide messenger RNA. RefSeq names its product Pre-rRNA-processing protein PNO1. The record is from RefSeq and is a predicted model, not a curated record. Gene Ontology annotation, molecular function: RNA binding. The transcript has a single exon. Bases 1 to 804 code for a protein of 267 amino acids. Gene Ontology annotation, cellular component: nucleolus. NCBI's taxonomy places the organism in Eukaryota, Fungi, Ascomycota, Eurotiomycetes, Verrucariales, Verrucariaceae.